Messenger RNA from Cynara cardunculus var. scolymus (artichoke), 3303 nucleotides. RefSeq names its product TMV resistance protein N-like. Gene Ontology annotation, molecular function: ADP binding; ATP hydrolysis activity; protein binding. Bases 1 to 3303 code for a protein of 1100 amino acids. Gene Ontology annotation, biological process: defense response; signal transduction. The record is from RefSeq and is a predicted model, not a curated record. Lineage: Eukaryota; Viridiplantae; Streptophyta; Magnoliopsida; Asterales; Asteraceae. The transcript is spliced from 5 exons.
AUGGCAUCUUCUGCUCACCAAUGGACAUAUGAUGUCUUUGUGAGUUUCAGAGGUGAAGAUAUCCGUAAAACAUUUAUGGAUCAUCUCUAUAGUGAUUUCAGAAGGAAAGGAAUUUAUGCUUUCAAAGAUGAUGAUCAAUUAAAGAGAGGUGAACAGAUAUCAUCUGAACUCUAUAAAGCCAUUGAACAGUCAAGGUUUUUGAUAGUCAUAUUCUCAAACAACUUUGCUUCGUCUACAUGGUGUCUAAGGGAGCUUGUGAAGAUCCUGAAGUGCAAGGAGAUAGAGAAGGACAAAUAUGAAGUUCGGACACUCUUUUACAACGUCACACCUGCAGUGGUGCGUAAUCAAAGCGGUAGCUACAGAGAAGCCUUCAUGAAACAUGAAGCUUCAAAUAGAAUAGAGGUUUCUGAAUGGAAGGAAGCUCUGAAAUUGGCUGCCAACAUAUCUGGAUGGGAUCUCCUAGAUAUGUACAAUGGGCAUGAACCCAAGUUCAUAGAAACAAUCUCAAAAGAGAUAUUUUAUAAACUAACAAACGGGCCCUUAGAUGCUGGCGAGAACCUGGUUGGAUUGUACACCCGUGUAGAGCAAAUGGACUUUCUGAGAUUUGUGGGAUCAAGCAAGGUUCACAUAAUAGGAAUAUGUGGCAUUGGUGGAAUAGGAAAGACAACCAUUGCCAAAGCUAUCUGUAACCUACUGCAUAUACAUUUUGAAGCCUACAGUUUUUGUGAUGACAUUAAAGGGGUGGAAAAACGACAUGGGUUAGUUCAUCUCCAGGAAAAGCUUCUUGAGGACCUUAUGAAUGUAGGCAAUCUUCAGAUUCGUAGUGUAAGUCAAGGAAUCAGCAUAAUGAAGAGAAGAAUGUGGGUUAAAAAGGUACUUGUUGUACUUGAUGACAUAGAUCAUUAUGACCAAUUUGAAGCUCUAGCUGGAAUGCCUUCUUGGUUUGGUCCUGGAAGUAUGAUUAUAGUUACAGGUAGAGAUAGACAAUUGCUAAGUGCUCACGGGGUCGAAGAAAUAUAUGAAGUUGAUCUUUUAUUAGAUGAUGAAGCUCUUGAGCUCUUUAGUCUGUAUGCCUUUAGAGAUAAACACCAAAAAAAAGAAUUCAUAGAUCUUGCUAACCAGGUAGUUCACUAUGUCAAAGGACUUCCUCUUGCUCUUAAAAUUUUGGGCAGUUUUCUAUUCGGUAAGACUGUAGAGGAAUGGGAAAGUGAACUGAAGAAACUCGGCAGGUAUCCUAAUUCUCAAAUACAGCAAGUUCUCCGAAUAAGCUACGAUGCGCUAGACUUUGAUCAAAGAAACAUUUUUCUUGACAUUUCGUUUUUCUUCAAAGAGGAAAAGAAGGAUUACGUUAUGAAAGUACUAGAUGGCUGUGAUUUAUUUGCUGCCACUAAUAUCAGAGUUCUUAUUGAUAAGUCAUUAAUAUCAGUUCGUGAAGAUCGGCUUCAAAUGCAUGAUUUGGUCCAAGAAAUGGGUUGGCAAAUUGUUAAUGAAGAAUCUGAAGAGCCCGGGAAGCGAAGCAGAUUGCGGUUUCCCAACGAUGUACGUGCAGUAUUAAACAAGGAUAAGGGAACUGAAUCCAUUGAAGGCUUAGCCUUGGAUGUUUCGAGUUCAGAAGUCAAUAUUUGUGGUAAAACCUUCACAAAGUUGUAUAAUCUUCGGCUCCUACAACUUUAUAUCGGAUCCUGGAAUAAACUUAGAGACAUCAAUGGCAAAAUACGCCAGAGCAAAUUUGGGACAGAGACUAAGGUGAAGGCAACUUCUGGUGGGCUUGAAUAUUUGUCUAGUGAACUACGUUUGUUUUGUUGGCAUGGGUAUCCUUUCCAGAACUUACCAUCAACGUUCUACCCUGAGAGCCUUGUUGUCCUUGAUUUGUCCUAUAGUGGUAUUAAACAAAUUUGGAGCGGAUCAAAGGGUUUCAAAAAGUUGAUAUCCAUGAAUCUCAGUCAUUGCAAUAACUUGAUGAAGACACCAGAUUUCAUGGAAAUGCCAAAUCUUGAAGAGCUAAUUCUCAAUGGUUGUGAAAAUUUGAAUGAAGUCCACCCUUCUAUCGGAACUCUCAGGAGUCUCGUUGUCUUGAAUUUGGAAAAAUGCAUAAGCCUUGGGAGUCCUCCAAACUGCUUUGGAUUGAAAUCUCUUCAAAUUCUUAAUCUUUCUGGUUGCAAGAAACUGGACAAAUUUCCUGAUGAUAUGGGCAUUAUGAAAGCUUUAGUGGAGCUUCAUGCUGAUGGGACUCAAAUUGAGCAACUCCCUUCUUCUGUAUCUUCUCUUGGCAACCUUCAAGUACUUUCACUAGGCCGACGAGAAGAGAUCCAAACUAAAUCAUGGGGUUUGAUCCUUUGGCCUUCAUUUUCAUCAAGAAAGAUGCACCAUCCACCGAGUGCGGUAUUUCAUUCUUUAUCAAGUUUACGCUUCUUAAGAAAUGUUGAUGUUAGCCACUGCAACCUAACAGAAGCAAGCGUUGAUGGCAUUGAUUGUUUAUCGAUGCUUGAAACUCUAAACCUAAGUGGGAAUGAUUUCACAAGUUUACCCACUUUAAGUCAACUUUUUCGACUUGAAACACUUGGGUUGGUUGGUUGCAAGAACAUCCAGGCAAUGCCAGAACUUCCACCGAACAUUCAAUUGAUUGAGGCACAGGACUGCACAUCUUUGCGGGGAUUACCAGAGAAAUCAACCAUGUAUAAAAGUAGCAUUCAGUGCUUUGACUUCACUAACUGUGCAAAAAUGAUUGAGAAUCAAACUGUCAAAAGCCUGGUUACCAUGUUGCUGCCACAUGGACGCAUUGAUCCAUAUAAAAUAUUGACUGUAUUCCUUCCGGGAAGUAGAAUUCCUGGGUGGUUUAGCAAUCAAAGUACGGGAGAUUGUAUAAAAGUGGAGUUACCUCCCGCCUGGUGUUAUGAAAAUUUCAAGGGAAUAGCAUUGUGUCUUGUUUUUUCCCCCAGAAAUCUCGAUGGUCGCAAGAGUAGCUAUGGGUCAAUUGUAUAUGGCUUCAAAAUUUUUGAUGGUACUCCUAUUGGUAAAGAGUCUCCAAUUCCAGAUUCUAUAUUUCAGUACGAAAACAUAGGGAUCAAGUCAGACCAGAUAUUGUUAUGCUAUCACCAAUCUGAACCGAACUGGAAGAAAGCGAAGAAUUUCAUUUCAGUUUGCUUUCAAGUCUAUGGUGCAGACUGUGUUGUGAAAAUGUGUGGUGCAAGACUGGUGUGCGAGGAAGAUGAACAACAAGAAGUUAGCGGUUCAAGAAUGAUUCAGUGGCUCUCUCCACCUGCUGAAGAUGAGUCUCCGCUUAAGAAGAGACACUUUGUGUAA